Messenger RNA from Polyodon spathula (Mississippi paddlefish), 2891 nucleotides. Its product is annotated as solute carrier family 2, facilitated glucose transporter member 11-like. Bases 211 to 1725 code for a protein of 504 amino acids. NCBI's taxonomy places the organism in Eukaryota, Metazoa, Chordata, Actinopteri, Acipenseriformes, Polyodontidae. Gene Ontology annotation, cellular component: membrane. Gene Ontology annotation, molecular function: hexose transmembrane transporter activity. The transcript has 12 exons. Gene Ontology annotation, biological process: monosaccharide transmembrane transport. The record is from RefSeq and is a predicted model, not a curated record.
CUCUUAUAACAGUUAUAUGCAGCACAUUGUGAUUGCUGCAGUAUUUGAUAUCGGUUAUUUCGAUUUAGUAGAAAGGUACACGUAUUUCACCUGCUGGUAAAGAGUUCAUGUGCUGUGCGUGUAUUUCCGCUAUUUCGUACAAUAUCAUGUUUCUAAAUUGUAUGUAUUUGUUUGUUUAUACAUUAUAUCCGAAGAACUAAUUAAUCCAAAAUGGAGGAGAAAGAAAUUGAACGGAAUCCAUCUAGAAAAAAGUUACAAGGCAGGAUCCUUGUUCUGACAAUCUGUGCCGCAGGAAUUGGGGGAACCUUCCAGUACGGCUACAACAUUUCCAUCAUCAAUGCACCGACAGUGUACAUUCAGACAUUUAUCAAUGAAACGUGGCUGCAGCGCUCAGGCGCGCCUCUGGAGAGUCAUCUGAUCACCCUGCUUUGGUCCAUCAUCGUGUCAGUGUACCCACUGGGGGGCCUGAUCGGUGCCUUGAUCGCAGGACCGUUGGCAGUCCGAUUCGGAAGAAAGAAAUCGCUGUUACUGAACAACCUGUUUGUCAUUCUUUCUGCGGUGUUGGUGUUGGCAAGCAGAGCUGCCCGCUCAUUUGAAAUGAUUAUAUUGUCGCGAGUAUUUGCUGGAAUCAAUGCUGGUCUCGGCAUGAAUGUCCAGCCCAUGUAUCUGGGAGAAAGCGCUCCGAAAAAACUGCGAGGAGCUGCAUCCAUGAGCUCUGCAUCCUUUGCAGCUUUGGGGAUCGUUGUGGGACAGGUCAUCGGACUCAGGGAGGUCCUAGGAAGUGAAUGGUGCUGGCCACUCCUGCUGGCUAGCAAUGCCAUCCCUGGCCUGGUCCAGCUGGCCACCCUGCCCUGGCUCCCAGAGAGCCCACGAUACCUCCUCAUUGACAAGAACGACAAGGAAGCCUGUCUGAGGGCGCUGAGGAGGCUGCGAGGCAGUGUGGACCUGAGCGCUGAGAUGGCUGAGAUGCUGGAGGAGCAGGCUGCUGUAAAAGGGGAGAGAGCCAAGAGGCCGUGGGAGCUGUUUCAGGACCGGUCUGUACGAUGGCAGCUGAUCACAGUGAUAGUGCUUAGCAGCGCCAUGCAGCUCUGUGGGAAUGAUUCUAUGUACUUUUACGCGUCCUACGUGUUUCAGGAAGCUGGAAUUCCUUACCACAAAAUUCAGUACGUUGUCAUUGGUACUGGGAGCUGUGAGCUCCUAACAUCUAUAACAUGUUCCCUGUUUAUUGAGAGGCUGGGCAGGAGAAUCCUCAUCCUGGGCGGCUACAUGCUGAUGGCACUGUGGGCUGUUGUCUUCAUGGUGGCUCUCUCACUCCAGGAGAAGGUCAGUUGGAUGCCUUACAUGAGCAUGGGCUGUAUGUUUGCCUAUAUCCUCAGUUUUGGAAUCGGACCAGCCGGAGUAACUGGAAUCUUACCCACUGAGAUCUUCGACCAGAACAGCCGUCCUGCUGCGUACAUGAUCAGCGGCUCUCUCUUGUGGUCCAUGCUGUUUCUUGUUGGGAUGCUCUUCCCUUUUAUUGUGAACGGACUUGGCGCCUUCUGUUACGUGCCAUUCUGCACGGUCUGCGUUCUGUCCUCCGUCUUCAUCGUGUUCUUCCUGCCCGAGACCAAGGGCAAGUCUUUACUGGAAAUCAGCGCAGAGUUCGACAAGCGCAACUCCAAAGGAAUGGAGCCGCUCAGGGCCCAGUACCAGCUGGGCGAAGUCUCCAGAUCCACUGCGCUCUAGUCUGUGUUGAACUCCUGAAAUCAGAAGGAAAUCAAGGCCAUGCUGCUGUACUGGCACCUCGAGUGCCAGAGUAAGUGCCAAUGCUGGAUGCAUCUACAAAACCAAUAGCUGCAUGAUUUUGCACAGUACAUAUUUUAUUAGAACCUCAGUGGCAAGAUUCCAACAAAAACUUUUGAAUUGAAAAAGUGCAUGCGGAUAUCUUGAACACAAUGAUGUUUCUCUUUUUCCAUAAGUGAUUUUGUUUUAUUAAUUCUUCCACAUCAAAGGAGUGCGAUUAUAGUAUAUAUCCUAUAUGUAUAAUGAGCAAUACCGUCAAAAGUUUGUACUCUGGUGUACAGUUUUCAAUGCUGGGAAAACAUUAGGAGCAAAUGCCUUGUGACCAAUAUGGGUAUGCAAAAAACACUAAAACAGACUCCUGAAAAACAGAAUGUAUUGUUGCUGCUGACCAGCUUUAGGAAAUACCUGCAGCGUGUGUGCGUGCGUGCGUGCGUGCGUGCGUGCGUGCGUGCGUGCGUGGUGUGCGUGCGUGCGUGCGUGCGUGCGUGCGUGCGUGUGUGCGUGCGUGUGUGUGUGUACAUAUAUAUUCUCUAUGCAGGCAACAGCUGAAGAUAAUUUCUUCUGUGACAAAGUAAAUGGUCAGUUAUUUACCUCUUUCCUGGUUCCUAGCAGUGCACUGUUUGAUCACAUGAAACAUUUGCACUAGGGAGUGUUCAAGUGUUAUUAGAUUUUAUAUCCUUUGAACAAUAUUAAUGGUGUUUGCUGAAUAUAUUGUUGACCCCUUUUGUUUGUUAGAAUAGAAUGCCAGCAUAUGUGAUCAAUGCAAUACAAGAAGCCACCAGGCAUGGUUAUUAUUCGAUGAAUCCGCUCGCAGCUGUUUUUUUGGUGUUCAUUAUAACAAACUGUAAAGUUGAGAUAUGAUGGGCAGAGGACCUCAGACUGCCUUAUUCUAAAAUGCCCCUUAUUUAGCUAUUGUACAUUAUAAGAAAUAUACAGCAAUUGUAUUUUUGUUAGUUGUUGUUUCUGCACUUCAAAUGCUUGAAAAUGUACCCGACAUAUUAAAAUAGAGUCAUGAUUGAAAAUAAAAACACUGGAGUUUUUUUAAUUAGAGUGACAUAAACAUCCUCUUUUUAUGAUACAAUGAUGCAUGUUGUGCAAACACAACCGUU